Messenger RNA from Pseudomassariella vexata, 826 nucleotides. RefSeq lists its product as uncharacterized. The record is from RefSeq and is a predicted model, not a curated record. Bases 66 to 494 code for a protein of 142 amino acids. NCBI's taxonomy places the organism in Eukaryota, Fungi, Ascomycota, Sordariomycetes, Amphisphaeriales, Pseudomassariaceae. The transcript has a single exon.
GUUGAGGAAUAGAGCCAGUCACUCCGGCAGCAGUACCAGUGGUCCUCCCAGAAGAUGGAAGUGGAAUGACUGUAGCUGUUUGCGUGAGGGUCAACUCCGAGCCCGACAGAGUGCUGCUCCCUCUAGAAACUGUCGUGGUUGUUUCUUGGACAGUCGUCACUUGGACAGUGCUAUCUUGGGGAACCGGGGAUACAGUAGGGGAUGUUGUCACUGUGGUGUACUUUGUGACAGUGCUAGGAUGUCCCGCAACGUCUGUCGUAGUAAAGGUUGUGCCUGACGUAGUGGACAAGGUUAUGUUAGUGCUCACGACGGUGGUUCUUCCAAGAUUAGACUGGCUCGAGGUGGUAUUGAUGGGAAUCGAAGGGGAAACGGUGAUAUUACUGGUGGUGUUGUGGCCAUUUUCGUCAGUUGUAGUUGCAACAACAGAAGUCCCGGUAGAAGUAGCCGCCAAUGUGAUGCUUGGACUAACCACAACAGUCUCAGUCACCGUGUGAUUUUGGGUAUUGGUUGAAGUAGCAGGAGUCUUCGUAGAAGCAACCGCCGAUGUGGUGGUCUGAUUGCCUGAAGCAGAUAGAGUAACGGUAUUCGUGAUCGUAAUAGUAUGACCAUUCUCAUCAGUUGUGGUUGCAGUUCCAGUCGAAAGAACAGGACUCCAGGUAGAAGUAGUUGCCGAUAUGAUGGUCGAAUCGCCCGAAGCAUACGGAGUAACCGUUUUCGUAAUCGUAACGGUACUUCCAUGCGCAUCCGUGGUGGUCUGCUGAGUGACAGUCGCACUGGAAUUAAGCACUGAAUUUGUAACAGUAGUCUCGGUUACAGAAGCCUGAGG